This is a messenger RNA of Caenorhabditis elegans, 2667 nucleotides long. RefSeq names its product RING-type E3 ubiquitin transferase (gene Y75B8A.19). The transcript is spliced from 6 exons. Bases 37 to 2127 code for a protein of 696 amino acids. The record is from RefSeq and is marked reviewed. NCBI's taxonomy places the organism in Eukaryota, Metazoa, Nematoda, Chromadorea, Rhabditida, Rhabditidae.
AACUAAUAUUCUAUGAGCGGAACAGGAUUGUUCAAAAUGGUGUUGCAACACCAAUUUGACGGCCUACUCGAAGUGAUGCCUGAAAAUCCCCGCAAAAAACUUCGAUUCACUUCUCGGCAUAUCGCUGCUGUCAAUCGAUAUCUAGAUGACAAAUAUUUUGAUCCAAAGGAAGAAAAAUGGUCAAAUCUUCAUCCCAAAUAUCGAAUAGUUUUGGAGAACUUGAUCCGCCAAACAGGGCCUCGACUGUCCCCUCAGGUGACACUUUUCCUGCCGAAUACGUUUAACGGAGCAUUUGCACCCAGGCAACCUUUCGGCCUACCAUCCUACUUCUACCACACUUGCAAAAAAGCCGAAUCAAUUACACAGGCGACACAUGCCAUGAAUCAAGAAUACACAGUUAAAAUGAAGAAUCUUAAUGAUCAAAUCGAUGCAUAUAUCUAUGAUACUCAUCUGGAUAUAUUAAAAGUAACAGAGAAACGUGGUGAUUAUUUGAAGAAUAUUCCUCAUGAUUUUGGAGAGCAUCCUGACAACCCGAGAAAUGGUCAAGACAAUCCCAAAAUAGAGCUAGAGCACAGAGAAAUCCUAUGGAACGGGCUCAAGGUUGUUCUAGAGAAUGGAAGGUUUUACGAGACAAGUACCACAGAAACCAACGUCGUCGAGAUAUUCCUGAAUGAUGAGCUUCUCAACGAUAAAUUAUACAUCCUCAAAGCAGAAUUCUUUGCUGCAUUUUAUGCUUCAGAAGAAGCAACCCAGAUAGAGGUCAUGGUACUAUUUGACAACUAUUUCAUGGCUGGAGGAACAAUUCAAUACGGGGAGAAGCUUGUUUGUCACCUUCAAGAGAUUCCUGGUACCUAUGGGACUACCAGUUUCUCUUGUAGUUCGGAUUUCAAGUCAAUGGUCAGGAAAUGUGGGCUGCCACCGAUUCCGAGAAUUGGAUCUCCUUGGAAUUCUGAUUUAAUGGAGAGCAUCGCUGAACUUCAACAGGCAAUUAUUCGCCUUGAAAAUCGAGUUUAUGAUAAAGAUUACAUCGGGAAGUAUACUCAUGAGAACGGAGGCUUCAUUGAAGCCUAUUGUGCUUCGUUGAAAAAUCUGUCCAAUACGUUGUAUCUUCUUGAAGAGGGUACAAUUGAACUUCCAGCACACUCGAAGAACUGGACUCCGCGAGAAAAGCUGGCUUACCUGUCGAAUUUUGCUCCCGAAAAAGAAAUGACGAGUUGUGAGAUUGGAAAACCAUGUGCGAGCUUUAAAAUGAUUAUUGGACUUGCUAAAUCGCUUCGGAAAAAUCCGUACAACUUUUCGUUUUCUGGAGAGCUUCUGGCCGAGUUCAGUUUUCAAAUCAGAAUGGCAAUGCUGUCAAUGUAUUUGGUGCUGGAACGAAAUCUACCAGAUGCUCCACAUGACAAUUCUCAAUUUGUCAUGACAACUCUGUCACAUUUCCGACGGCUGUAUAUUGACAAUGUGAAAAAAAUUUACCAGAUUUUUCCGCACUUUCCCGUUGAAAUGCGGCCGGUUGUACUGGAUGUCAUGUGUCAAAGAGCGACACCAGCGAAUUACCAGGAAAUUCUAGAGAUCUACAGCUAUGAGCCGGAUAUGGUCACCAAAAUGGUCCAAAAGUACCCAUAUAUUUUACUGUUCACACCACACGUCACUCGACCACCGAUAAAGCUUAUCAGAGAUUUUUCCGAGUACAUGGAGAAGGAAAUGAUGAGCAGUGAGCAAGCACAAAUGAGCCGAGUGGAUGUCAUUGUUUUGGAGGAAAAUGAGCCAGAUGGUCAGGAAUCCGGUGUAGAUUAUAUACUAGCUAGGAGCAAUAAGCGAGCUCGUGUGGAUUUUGAAAAAUUGGAUUUGCUGCUCGAAAGUAUAAUGCCAGAGGAAGCGCCGGCAAGGGACUACCGAAAAAAUACCUCUGAAGGACACCUUGCCGAAAUUUUUGGGCCAACGAAUAAUGAAGAAGCUGAAGAAGAGCCCUCACUACCAUCAUGCUCAUAUUCAACACCAAAACGAGUAAACCGCGCGAAACCAGCAUUGGACAGCCCGUCUGGAAAUUUAAGAACUGCAAACAAGGAUCAAGUGGAUUUACUCGAUAAUGUAAUGCAAAGAUCCGAGAAACGGCAGUGGAAAAUGUGAAUUUGGAUAGCACACGUGGUGUCAGGUUGUCCCAUGACGGUUUGAUCUACAAAAAAUGCGGGGAUUUUUUUUGCCCGGAAAAUGCGACGUCAGCACGUUCUUUUUUCCAUGCGAAAUCAGUCUUUUCUCUCGCAUUUUUUGUAGAUCUACGUAGAUCAAGUCGAAAUGAGACACUUUGACAGCACGUGUUAGUAUUUUCAAUUUUCGCCCAAAAUUUGAACCCCAGUGCCAUUAUCAAUUUGAUUAUCUGCUUUAAUUUCUGCAUACCACUGUCAAUCUCAUCAUUUUCCACAAAGUGUAGGGCUUCCAUGGUAGGCAGGCGUAGGCUGCCUGAAACCUGCCGACCUUUCGCCUUGAGACCAGGCAGGCAGGCGCCUUAAUGCCUACCUGGGAGCCCUACCGAAAUGUAUUCUUUUGCAAUUCAAUUUUUUUGAAAAUUCAUAAUUUAUUUAAUAACUUCCAUUGUACAUUGUAUUUAUUUCUUGCGAUCAUCUUUAAUUUUUUUUUUGCAACUUCAAGAAUAAUAAUAUUUAUUAUAAA